AUGGGUGAACCUGGAUCUGACUCCGAGUUUGAAGCCUUGCCUUUUUAUGUUGGUGAUAAAUCUUGCUGUGAAUUGGGUCAUGGAGUGUUCAUACAGAAAUCACUGCAUAAGCCUAAAACAGAUGUUGAUCCCUGUGAAGUGUGGUGCAGUCAGCCAGCUGAUUUAUUAAGAGAAUAUUGCAAUGUUAUUAAAAUACGCAUCUUUUGGCCUCUUCUCUUCAAAAGUGAAAGUAAUUCUGUGGUAUCCGAUUGGAGCAGUUCACAGAUUUUAGACCGGAAUUGGAAGAGACUCUGUGAUUUAGAGGUUUUGGAAGACCUUGUUGAUUUAAUUAAAAAAAUUGUUAAUGUUCCGCCUUUUAUCUGUGGCAUACUGAAAAUUGGCAGCAGAAUAGAAAAAGGUGUCUUUGAUGUUGGGGAUGCACUUCAUUGGGUCAGAUGUGCAGGUGAUGUCGGUAUUCUACAGAGGCUGGAGAAACUUGGUGAUUUUGGUUUGAUCUAUCUUGAAAUUUUAUUUGCUGAAUGCAAACGUUAUAUUACUAAAGUUGCUUUGGAAGAUUGUAAUUUAAUUGAAGAAUUUAAAGCUGUGACCUGUGAAAACUGUAGGAAGAACAGUGAAUCUAUGAAACAGAAAGGAAAUGAGGAAUUUUCACAAGGAAACUUUGAUCUUGCUAUAAUAUCAUAUACUAAAGCCAUAGAGUUUUGUCCUGCAAACCACCUUCUGUAUGGAAACAGAGCUCUUUGUUUAAUUCUCACAAGGCAGUACAAGAGAGCCCUUGCUGAUGGAAAAAGAGCCAUUAUUUUGAAGCCUAAUUGGCCAAAGGGUCACUACCACUUCUGUAAGGCGCUGUCUUUACUGGGGGAACACGAACUGGCUUUGGAAGCUAAUGAGAGAGCUCAGGAACUAUGCAAGAAUAUUCUUGAUGGACUUAAGGAUCUUAUUCAACAGAAUGACAAGUUAAAGAAGACAUUAGAAGAAAUUAAUGGUAUUAAGCAAGAUAAACAGAAACCAGAGAAGUUGCUCCUUGACAAAAAAGACUGCAGUUCUUCAGAAUCUCAUUUAAUAAUGUCUCAAGAACAAAAAGAAAUAGAAGACAGAAAGAUAACACAGUCUGAUCUUAAAGAUCAUCAUUGUCAUCAAAAACACGAUACCAGGGUAAGUUAUGCUACAGCUGGCAUUACAAGAUUAACAGUGACUGAUGUCCAAAGAACAGAAAGCAAAGGUUGGUCUCUGGAGUUUCCACCAAGCCGAAGUCAUCAAAACAAAGGAGGGCCAAAAACCAAACAUGGUGACUCUGAAAAGACAAGAGAUCACCUUGAUUUGAAGAUAGAGUCUAAAGCAAUCCAAGAUAAACUCUUCUGUACUGCGCAACAGGUGGAUUUAACUAUGUUGGCAGAACAGGUUAAAUCCCUUGUUUAUAACGGUUAUACAGCCUUGAUGGACCAGCGGUGUGUCAGUGCCGAACAAACUUUCUCACAGUUGUUGAACAUUCUCAAUCCUUCAGAAUUAAAGCAACUGAAUCUUCGUAUUAUUAAUUAUGUUGUAAUCAUCUAUGGACAUGCUACUGCUCUUCUUGGAAUAGGACAACCUGAGGCAUUGAUAAAGGCUGAAGACCAGUUUAAGAAAAUAAUUGAAGAGUUCCAGGAAGAAAGAUGUGGUUGUUUGGCAUACUAUGGAAUUGGAAAAAUAUACCUCAGACAAAACAGAUUUUCAGAUGCACUUGAUCAGUUCAUGAAAUCACGAACAAUGGUUAACCACAAGAUUGUACCUGGAGUAUUAACUUGGCCCACAACAUCUCAGGUCAUUGAAGAAACACGAACAGAGAAUUUACAGUUGAUCUUAAAGAAUUGUAUUGAGGAAUGCAAGUUCCCUCCAGAACCAGAUGCAGUUUGUCGAUAUCAGCAAUGCCAUGGACACUCCAAAAUCCAAAUAUAUUUUACGGACCCAGACUUUAAGGGUUUUAUACGUAUUACUUGCUGUGAGCAAUGUAGAGUGGAGUUCCAUAUCAGCUGUUGGAAAAAGUUGAAAAUGACAAACUACAGUGAUAAAAAUGAUAAGGAUUUUCUUCAAGAGAUGUGUUUCACUCCGGAUUGUACAGGCCUUAUUUCAAAAAUAGUUAUUUUCAGUUCUUCUGGUCUGGUAAAAUGUGAACUUGAACAAAAAAUCACAAAACCCAAGGAACCCCCAAGAGCCAGUAUUAAACAGAAAUGUUCAAGUCUUAGGAAGUUAAAAAUGAAACAAGAAAAAAAAUUACAAAGAAAACGUGCACGAGAAGAGGCACAGAAUUCUGCUAAAAAGAAAAUAGAAGAAAACCAGAUAGGAAAUGAACGAUCUCAAUACAUUGAUCACAGUGGUUAUGCUCAGGAUUUAUAUGCUGGUGAUCGCGUCCUGCAGUGUAUCAGUCAAAAUGCUAAGCAAAUAAAAACAGCUGUUCAUGAUGUUUCCAAACUAUUAGAGGAAUUACUUUCAUGGUUUGUAAUCAGUGAGGAGGAUUACCCAUCAUAUUCCAAAACUAGCAGCAUGUCACAUGAAGUGAUGGAGCAGCUCAUCAGUUACUUAACUAAGGAAAAAAACAGAGUGAAAACAAGGGGUUUUAUCCAGGUGCUGAGUGAGCUGGAAGAAGUGGAUCCCAAAGUACACAAGUGGUUGAAACAUCUUAACGACCUGGGUCUGACAGCUACGAAGAACUUUCUCCUUCAAUAUGGACAUUUUUUAAAAGAGCUUGACCUUUCUGUUUUAACCACACUCUGGAAUGAGAAGUAUGGUAGCAAAUUUGACUAUGUGACUAGUUCUGAAGAAAAAGAAAUUCAUGAUUAUUUCUUAAAACCACCCCUUGAGAAAACCCGUUGUUUUAUAUGGCUGUUAGAAGACAACAGAGAAAAUUAUCCAUUUCUUCAUCAAGCUUUAGAUGAAUUCUUUAAUAAAAUGGAUGACCCUACCAUUAUAUUAAAGAAGCAGGGAAAUGAAAAUAUAUCGACUAAUGGUAUCAAAGUUAAAAACAAAAACAAGAAGAAGAACUCAAAAGACUUGAGGUCUAUUUUAGUAUUAUCCAGUGGAGUUAGUACAGCACCACAAGAAGAUAAGACAUCUAUAGAAGAAAAUACUUUAGAUUUUACAAAUUCUGAUGAACCAUUUGUAAUCCCAGAAUAUCUUCAGCAGCAAUUAGAGGAAUUUGAAGCUCUCCGUGACAUUUCAAAUAGUAACAGUUAUCAAAUAUUUUUGGAUAAUAACCCAGCUCAAACCUGUGAGAGCUUAUAUGAAUAUUUCUCUCAAAUCUUGGAACAAUACGGCCCUGUGGAAAUUAAUAAUAAAGUACUAGUUGGGGAAUUCUAUGAAAAUUUCCCUGAAGAAGCUCGAAAGAUUGUAGAAGAUGAAGGUGGUCUGAAAUCUUUUCUUCUGAAAUCCCGUAAUUUCAGUAUGGUGGAUAAUCUUAUUGGCUUAAGAAAGCAUGCAGUUCUUAUUAAGGAAAAUACAAACCAAAACGGGACUGGAGAUAACGAAGAAGAAAACGGUAUAGUCCGUGAUGUGCAAGAAGAUUCGCCUUAUAACAAGCUACAGUUAAAUCCAGCUGCUAAGGAAUUCAAACCGCUGUCUUAUCCUAAGCAACCCCAUAUAUCAACCUGUACUGACUCAACAGUAGCAAGUUAUGAGACUCCACAAUAUUUGCCCUGGUCUUUUCCUACUUCAUGUAAAGCGAUGCAUUCUUUGCAUAGUCAGAAUACUGAUACCAUAGAAAAUGAGCUGUCGUUUUCAGAUAUUUUCCUCAAGUGCUUUGAUUCUAAAAAUCCCCGUAUAUUUUUGCCUCAAACUUCCUGGGGUUAUCGAUACGAAAGAAUAUUGCCAGUGCCUUCUCAAAUGCAUCUCAUGUCAAAUGUUGCUGAGCAACCCAGUUAUAUUUAUGCUGAUCGUGUAGCUCAUCAGGAUAACGAUGAAUCAGCAAUUUCAGACAGAAAAUGUAUCUCCAGCAGUUUUAUACCAACUGAAAUACAAACAUAUGAAGACCCUUACUGCCAAUGGGAGAACUUGGAUAACACAUUUUAUGAAGACAAUUUUGCUGUUACAAAUAGUACAAAUGAAGCUGAAUGUGGUAUACAGGUUAUUAAGACAGAAGAAGAAAGCAGAGUUAUUCCUCUAAUGAAAAACAAUCCUCAUACAAAGAUGAUAGCAGUUCAGGUAAAUCAUGAAGUAGCUGAUGGAGAAACUAAUACCUUGCCUUUUCAUCCAUUUGAAAUGCAACAAGGAGAUAUUCUGCGUAUGGAAAAAGAGCAUCAAGUGUUAAAAGAACAACUUAAAGAAGCACAGGAGAAAUAUGAACAAUUACAAAGCCGAAGCUCAGAGGAAAUCAGUGCUUUAAAAGUGGUCCUAAAAAAAAGUGUUGAAGAGACUGAGGUAUCAAAGAAUGAACUGGACUGGCUUCAUCAAGACUUAGAAAUAAAAGUGAAAAAAUGGCAACAGGAGAAAAAAGAAAAUCAAGAGAACAUAAAAGCACUAAAGAACACAGCUAAAAAGCAUACAGAUACCAAUGAUAGGUAUUUAAAGACCAUUGAUGAGAAAGAAAAGCAGUAUAAUGUAUAUUUAAAUACAUACAUUGAGAGCAGUAAUAAACUUGCUAAUGAGAAAGUAAAGUUGGAAGAGCUUAUAAAAAAGAGUCAAGAUGACUACCAAGAGUGUGUGAAAAGAGCAGUUAAAGCAGAGGUAUUAGUACUUAAAAACUGGAAGGAAACUGAAGUAUGCAAGCUAAAUGGCAUAGCUGCCAAUGCAGAAGCAAAUCUCAAUAUGUUGAAGUUGUGGAGCAGCAGCUCAGCUUCAGCGGCACCUAAAUUGAAGUCACAGAUUGAUUCUUGGCAAAUAUUUAUUUCAAAUAUAAAGAAACAACUGGAAAAAGUAGAGGCUGAGUAUGAAGAGAAAAUUCAGAUGGUGAAAAAUGGUGAACAGAACUGCCUCACUAAAAUGGAAACUGUGGAGCUUCCUUCUCCUCCCAGUGUCUUAGCAGAACAAGGCAGACCUCCAGUCAGUGAUCCAGCUGUUGGCAUGGAUUCCUCUGCAUCUGCACAUCCUAAUUUACUUUCUGCAUUUUCAAGUUCUGAAGAUCCAGGUCCAACACGUGCUUCAUUUAAUACACAAGCCGGAGUUAAGCCAGCAUAUGCGAAUCCUAAGGCUUGUUCUGCAAGUGGUGGAUUGGUGAAAAUGCACUCCAAACCUCUGGAAGGAUCAUAUUCUGAUAAAGUUUCAGCAACUUGUCCAUCAGGGGUUUCUGGAAGUAAUACUCAGAAUGUCCAGCCAAACCAGAACCACCAAGAUGACUCAACUAUACCACUGAGGCCUUCCAGACUUCCAAGCAACAAAAUGCUUCCAAAAGCACUUGAAAAUAUUAUUGUGCGUCUACAGAGUAUAUUCCCAAACUAUAGCAGUUCCGACUUUACUAGUUUCAUAAAAGAUGUACAAAGAAGAAAUGGGAAUACGUUAUCAGGUUUGAGCUUGGAUGAGAUUCUAAGCAGAGUGACAGAACUCAUUCUGGACCAGCAAAAUAAGGCACCAGAUUCAACAGGGAGACCUGUGAAGUCAGUGUCUUCUGCUUCACCAGCACAGACUGGAACUCGGAGUCGGGAAUUACCUGCAGCAGAAAAUGUGCCCAGCCCAGCCAAGGGAAGACCUGUGCUUAAAAAUGCUUCGAGUAAAAAUCCAUCUCAGCCAAAUCUCCAGCCCUGGGGAAAUGUUGGAGCAACACCCAAAUCUAAAUGGAAAAAACUAGAUGAUACAGUCUCCAGUGAUGAUCCUUGCACAAUAUGUCAUGAUGAGCUAAGCAGAGACUUGUGUGAACUAGAAUGUGGGCAUCAUUUUCACAGAGAAUGCAUUAGAACAUGGCUUAAGCAACAUUCAAGUACCUGCCCUAUCUGCCGCGUUCAUGCUCUCUUACCUGAAGACUUCCCUGAGCUUCCUGCACGGAACAGAUAUGCCUAA
Molecule: messenger RNA, 5958 nt
Organism: Pterocles gutturalis (yellow-throated sandgrouse)
Lineage: Eukaryota; Metazoa; Chordata; Aves; Pterocliformes; Pteroclidae
Gene: TTC3
Product: tetratricopeptide repeat domain 3
Exons: 46
Coding region: 1-5958 (1985 amino acids)
Molecular function (GO): protein binding
Source: RefSeq, a predicted model, not a curated record